Punica granatum (pomegranate) is the source of this 1481-nucleotide messenger RNA. The record is from RefSeq and is a predicted model, not a curated record. Lineage: Eukaryota; Viridiplantae; Streptophyta; Magnoliopsida; Myrtales; Lythraceae.
GUGAGGCAGAUCUGGUGGUUCCUUCUUGCCUGCUGAUCACCGCAGAGAGGAACACGACGAGAGGGGGAGCAGCUCACCAGGAAGGAGAAGGAAAAUUCCUGCAAGAAAUCCAAAUCCUUCUCUCUACUCUACCGGAGAUCUGCAAUCGUUCCUCUUCCAAUCUCGAAGGACCAAUUCGAUCUGAGGGAUCUCAAUCGCGGGGAAGAUGUACGGAUUCGAGGCCCUCACCUUCAACAUCCACGGGGGGUACCUCGAGGCCAUCGUGAGGGGCCACCGGGCCGGCCUCCUCACCGCCGCUGACUACAACAACCUCUGCCAGUGCGAGACCCUCGACGACAUCAAGAUGCACCUCUCCGCCACCGAGUACGGCCCUUACCUCCAAAACGAACCUUCGCCACUGCAUACCACGACAGUUGUGGAGAAAUGCACUCUCAAGCUAGUUGAUGAGUAUAAGAGCAUGCUGUGCCAAGCCACGGAGCCCCUUUCGACUUUCCUGGAGUACAUAACGUAUGGACACAUGAUAGACAAUGUUGUCUUGAUUGUUACCGGAACAUUGCAUGAGAGAGAUGUUCAGGAGCUACUGGAGAAAUGUCACCCAUUGGGCAUGUUUGACAGUAUUGCUACCCUGGCAGUUGCUCAGAACAUGCGGGAGCUGUACAGGUUGGUGCUUGUUGACACGCCACUGGCUCCUUAUUUCUCUGAGUGCAUCACAUCGGAGGACUUGGAUGACAUGAACAUCGAGAUCAUGAGGAAUACCCUUUACAAGGCUUAUCUUGAAGAUUUCUACAGGUUUUGUCAGAAACUGGGUGGUGCUACUGCAGAGAUCAUGUCUGACCUUCUUGCCUUCGAGGCUGACAGAAGGGCGGUGAAUAUCACCAUUAACAGCAUUGGCACAGAGCUCACCAGGGAUGACAGGAGGAAGUUGUACUCAAAUUUUGGUUUACUGUACCCCUAUGGCCAUGAAGAACUUGCUGUUUCUGAGGAUAUAGAUCAGGUCCGUGCCGUCAUGGAGAAGUAUCCUCCAUAUCAGUCUAUUUUCUCGAAGCUGUCUUAUGGAGAGAGUCAGAUGCUGGAUAAGGCAUUUUACGAAGAGGAGGUCAAGAGGCUUUGCCUCGCCUUUGAACAGCAGUUCCAUUACGCCGUAUUCUUCGCAUACAUGAGGCUGAGGGAGCAGGAGAUUCGGAACCUGAUGUGGAUCUCGGAAUGCGUGGCCCAGAACCAAAAGUCGAGGGUCCAUGAUAGCGUCGUGUUCAUAUUCUAGUACGCAUUGUAAUCUCUUUAUAGUAACAAGAGUAUUGUGGCUUUUAUAUGCAAUUCUUUUUCUGUAGAUUUGCCAUGUCACUUUAUGUCGGAUCCAUUUCGAGUUGCCGAUGUUCGGAUGAGUGCGACCAAUGUAUUGGGUAAAUCUUUAAAUAAGUUCUGUCUAUAUUUGGAAUAAGCAUUCAUUUUGCAUGAUGCUCAAUUCAACUUUGCAUUUUCAA